Molecule: messenger RNA, 1197 nt
Organism: Colletotrichum navitas
Lineage: Eukaryota; Fungi; Ascomycota; Sordariomycetes; Glomerellales; Glomerellaceae
Exons: 2
Coding region: 1-1197 (398 amino acids)
Source: RefSeq, a predicted model, not a curated record
AUGUGUUCGACUACCGUCCCGAAUAGCCUUUUUGGCGGCCCGACCUUCUCUUUCGAGUCUUUACCGCACCGGCCCAUCGACCAGAAGACGGUCCUCGGCGGCAAGAUGCCCAGCUGUACGACGGUGGUGACGGAGGAAGUGACGGAGGUGACGGAGCUCGUCUUGUCACCAACCAUCUACCUCGACGACAACGGCGACCUGAGGCUCUGCGUCGGCGCCGAUGUCGAGGAGCACCCGCAAGACUUUGUUGUCUGCUCGCGAGCACUCGGACGAAGCUCGCCAGUCCUGAAGGCCAUGUUGUUUGGUGGGUUCGCCGAGUCGCGUGCGGAACAGGCCGGCGGCGAAUGGAGCGUCGACCUACCCGAGGACUCGACACAGGCAAUGGAAAUCGUGCUCAACAUCGUCCACGGCCAUUUCCACCUCGUUCCCGAGCAGCUUCCUCUGAUGCGGCUAUACGAGGUCCUCACCAUCACGGAGAAGUACGACAUGACAGUCAUCAUUCGGCCGUGGUCCCGCUCGUGGAUGCAGGCUGUCAAGCACCACACCGACGAUGUGCACCUGCUCUGCGUCGCGUGGGAGCUGGGCGACGCCGAGGUGUUCCAGACCAUGUUCAAGAAGAUGAUAUGCGAGUCGAUGAUGGACUUGCAAGGGCGGUUGGUGUUCGGACACGCGGCCCGGGCCUGGAAGCCAGGCCCAGAGGGAUACAACUUCCCCAUUGACAAGAUUGUCUACCUGCGGCCUCCGGAAGUAUUCGAAACCAUCGCCAAGCACAGACAGACGCUCAUCUCCGCGAACCUGGAUCACUUCGUCCUCUUGUACAGGUGUCUCAAGGAAGGAUGCCGAUACAUGCAGGGAUACUUCCACAGCUCCCCGGACGCCGAAGAAUGCAACAGCAUGCUUCUUGGGUCCCUGGUUAGGUGCCUCGCAAAGGGAAAGGUGGACAUCACCCUGCCCAACCCGUGCGACUCCUACAGAGGCAACGUCCUAUCGCUGGAAAAGGCGACAAGCGCCGUCAAGCUAUUGACAGUACACCGCCCAUCACCCACAAACCAGUGUCUGAAACGCAUAGAAGAGGAGUUGGCCAAGGGCGCGUUAUUGGCAGCAGAAACAAAAAAGAACUUGGUCGUCGUUCAACCGGAGCAUCGGGGGCACCUCGAAGUGCAAUCUCAAAAGACCGGCUUUGUCACUGCACGUUAG